Caenorhabditis elegans is the source of this 1333-nucleotide messenger RNA. RefSeq names its product Cpw-wpc domain-containing protein (gene C02B8.12). The record is from RefSeq and is marked reviewed. The coding region runs from base 149 to 1237 and encodes 362 amino acids. The transcript has 8 exons. NCBI's taxonomy places the organism in Eukaryota, Metazoa, Nematoda, Chromadorea, Rhabditida, Rhabditidae.
GUAAGGAUAAAACACCGAGUAGACUUUGGUAGUCAAGUGUAGAUCUCUCUUCUCUAUCUCUCAUUCUCUACUUGUUCUACAAAAAUUCAAAAAUUUAAACUUUUCGAGUUCAGUUUGAAAACUAAGAAAUCAAUACUCAUCAAAGAUAAUGAGCAACUGGUCAUUAUUAGCGACUUAUUUUUCACUCUGUCUGUUAUUUAAUAGUCGCAACUCCGCUAUUGUGACCAAGUGUUGUAAUCGGAGAAUGACUAAAUCUUCCAGUCAGCCGUGUCUCUCAUAUGACAGUUCAAUGAUGGCGGAGUCACUAGAUGAGGCAAUGUUCACAUUUCCAAAUUUGGCAAGUACGGAUCAAGCUACACUUUUCCAGCCACCUAAUGGAUUUGGAGCAGCCGGUGGUGGUUCUGUGAGAAGUGAAGACGGUCAAAAGCCAGAUUAUGAAAGUGUUGAUGGCGAUGUUCCAAUGGCGUCAAUGGCCGGCCCGUCCGUGAUGACAACAAAAGUAUCGAUUGCCGCGUUUGGAGCAGGGACUCCGCUGGACCAGUCUGUCAAUGGAGAGUGCCCUACAUAUGCAUGUAUGAGUUGUAAAAUGUCACUUCUCAAUGGCUUUCUGGCAAAUCCAAAUAUAGGGGCCGCUGACAACGCAACACUGACAGCUCAAAGAAAUGCUUUGGCUAUAAAACUUGGUAGUACAACAGGAUCUUGUGAUCAACAUUCAAGAAAAAAGAGGUUCAGUGAGGAGUACUCGACAGUUAACAAGUAUAAGAUAAAAAAGCGACUUACUAAACGAUUUGUGUUAAUGAAUACAACACCUGACACCGAUUCUUUAAAUAAUGAUAUUGAUGAUAACACAAUUGAUCAAGAUACUUCAACUGAUUCAUUCACAUCAACUGAUCCAAAAAACCGGCCAGUGCUUGGAGUAGUCACUAGUCUUGGAUGUCAGUACCGCCGUGGUGAAGCUCUUCAAACGAAUUCCGAAUGGUGUGGGUUGUGCAAUUUGUGUUGGCAGUGGAGAAAGCUUCCCGCCGACUAUUACCCCAACUAUUUGAAUGAGGUCAAUUGCGACCACAACGACGAUGGAUGCCUUUCAGGAUUCGGAGAAUGCAAGCCAAUAAUGAGGACGAUCAAUGUGAUGAGACAGAAUGGCGAUGACUGGGUAAAAGAGUCAAUUGAUACCACUACUGGGUGUGAAUGUCAAGUUGAAAUUGGUUCAUCAUUGCAUGGCUUAGUGGUCAAAUGAUAAUUAUGAUUCAAAAUUUUUUUUUACGUGUUUGUAUUAUAGUUUGAUCAUAUUCACACAUAGUUUCUGUUUGCGGGAUAAACUUGUUUCAUUUAA